UCUGCGUGGUGGUGGGCGCUGAGGUGGAUGGCGAGGUCGCGGGAUUUCUACCAGACGUUUACAAUUUCAAAGCCGUAAGGCCAGUCUAGCACGAGCUGCCGCUCAGGAGACACCCGUAGGGGACUUGCUUGUUUUAAGUGAAUGAACAAGAGAAGAUGCCUGGACACCGUCAGCCUAAGUCUCUCGUAGAUCUUAGUUUGGGGCGCGUGUGCCAACUACUCGACGGGACGUGCCGUCGUCUGCAGGUGCUAUCACAAGAGUCACCAGCAGCCCAGGUUUUAGCCUUUGCCAAACAGACUAUCAGACCCUACUACGUCAAUGCGCUUCCAGCCCAACUGCGCUCUCGAGUCAUCAAUGAGACCUCGAGAAUGUUGGAUGGACCCUCCACGGAUGGAUCCACCCUAAUAUCCGGACCAGCUCCUCUAUAUCUCCACGCACUUCUUCUAGGCCAUGACAUAAAAAAAAUCAAAGUCAAUCUCUGCUGCUACUACGGUUGCAGUCACCAAACCUCACUCCUCAAACUCCUAGCCACUGAAGGAGUUGGACUUGAGUCCCUGGAACUUGCUCGAUCAGCUCUUCUUAGACUCGACUGUAAACUUCUACGCACAGCCCUCAUCAACAUGAAGAACCUCCAGAGCUUGACUCUUCGAAAUAUAGCAAGUGAUGCUGUUCUUCAAGUAGUGGGCAAGGCUUGUCCCAAACUCAUGAUCCUGGACGUCGCCUGUUCUCGACAAGUGACUGACACGGGUCUCAAACAGUUGUUGCUCCAAGUAGAGUUCCGAGACAAGAUUCCAGAAUUUGCUGCGAGGGAAACGACAAGCUGGUCAAAGCUGAAGACUCUCAUAUCAAAAAUAAAAGUCACAGGCUCCAGGAGAGAGAAGAAGGACAAGCAACAUGUUCUUCUUGAAUGCUAUGAUCGUAGGAAUUUCUUGUGUGAUACCCUGAAGGUUCUAAAUGUAGCAAACACUGGAGUCACCAGUGCCGGAGUUCUUCUAGCACUGGAGCAUGUACCAAGGCUGGAAUCACUGGCUGAAUACAACCACAUGGGAAGAAUAGUGGAGAUCAUGAAUCGAGGAGUCAUGGAUUUGAAGACUCCUUUCAACCUGACUCAGGUUAGAAGCUCGAGAACAACUCCAGCUAGAUUGGAACUUCUUGCUCAUGCUUGUCCUUUAAUUGAGAAACUUCAUAUUUCUGAACCUCAUCAUCCUCCAGAGGCUUUAAACCUCUUUCCAUACGUUACUACUCUUAGCGUUCACGGGAUUCCUGCACAGAAGGAGUGGCUAACUGGGUUCUACGAAUACCUUAGAACAAAUGGAAAUAAUUUCAGGAAACUGGACAUCAGAAUUGCUCAGAGUGAAGUUCCAGUGGAUCUGGAUCUGAAGGAGAUCUUCUGGAGUUGUCCCAAUUUGAGAACUUUGACAAAGGAUGGAUGCAACGUGAUUUGGUCUGAUGGAACUGAUCCUCCAGUUUUGAAGAACUUGAGGAAGGUCCAGCUUGGAAGGACUGUGAGUGCAGCUACGAUCAUAAAGAUUCUUUCACUCGCUCCAGAGUUGACUGCUCUUCACAUUCACAGUUGUUUUGAUCUUUCGGAUGAGCACAUUGAGAAGCUGCUGGAAGCUGAUUCGAAACCGAGAGUGGGUAGAAAGUUUGAGAAGUGGGAGAACAGUCUUGUGCAGAAUCUUACUUGUUUUUAUAUUUAUGAGGCUAAUAAAGUCUCGGCUUCAAUGAUUUUGCACAUGUUUAAGAGCUGCAAGAAACUCAUGAGGAUUGGAAAUCUUGCGAAUUGGGGGUUGGACUGUGAGGGCGUAAGAAUGCUGAGGAAUGCACUUGCAAAAGAAAAUCUUGACGUUGAUCUAUGUCCUGGUUCACACUGGUUCUGGAGUAAUUGCAUACAAUAGUAUUGACGUGGAGAUUAAUGUGAGUGUGAAGAUUCGAAAGUUGAUUCGGCGAUUAGUUGUGACGAGGGCUAGUGAUUUGGACUAAAUAGUGAGUUGAUUACCAGUGAUUUCUUGGAUCAAACUUUUGAUUUAACUCGACGAAAGAGGAAAUGGAAAUUGAAAGUUAACGACUUAUAAAAUCAUUUGUAGGCUUGUAAUGAAAAAAUCGUUAUACUACAAAUAAUUGUAACGGAUAUUACGGGAAUCACUCGAAAAUAACAAUCAGUCAAGACUGUGACAAUUUCUUUCUGAGUAGUUAUCAUUUAAUAACAAACAAAAAAGAUAUACAUUUCCAAAAAAUUGUAAAUCCUAACUCUUUCAAUGAAGAAAUCUUUUUUCGUUAACAACGAAGAUAGUUUUUAAAAACAUACUAAAGAAUAAUUAUGAAAAGUACAUUCGAGUAUUUUUCAAACAUUUUUAAUUUGAUAGUAUUACAUUUUUUCUAAAAAAAAAUUUGUAAAUGAAAACAAAGUAAAAAUUUACCAAUUUCGACAAAUUUUAGUUCACUGGUAAUUUCUUGUUUGAAAACUGGGAUGCAACUUUUCGUUCAAUUUGCGCAUACAGUUACAAAAGUAGUGGAGUAAAUCCUCUACGACCAUGACAUAAUUGGCUGCCGUUCGAUUAAACGCUGUCAUUUUUUUAUUUCUCAAUAGACUGCACAUUUAUCAGUAUUAAAAUUAAAUACUACCGAAUACUGAAGUUAGUAAAUUCUCCGACUCGCAAUUUUGCCAUUGCUUCUCUCGAGAAGCAUUUUUUAAUAGUUUUAUUAUGAGAGUUUGAUAGCAGACGUGAUUUUCUUUAUAUGAAACGUAAACGUCGGGAAUCUAAAUAUUAUACUUAGUAACAUACGGAAAUUGUGAUAAAGAAUAGAACAACUGACAAUUUCGGAAAAAAUUGGAAAAUUGUAAUUUGAUAUUGCGUAACCAGAAUUUGGUCGCUGAUUUGAGCAAUUGUAUAAUUUUAAGGUUCUGAUAUUCCUAGCUUGUAAGACGAAGCUAUUAAUACAAAGGGCAUAUUUCAUUUCUAGGAAACUAUAUCGAUUCAUUUACAUUUUAGUUAAUAAAGUUUUCUUACGAUCGAUA
This is a messenger RNA of Belonocnema kinseyi, 3019 nucleotides long. RefSeq lists its product as uncharacterized. Bases 156 to 1898 code for a protein of 580 amino acids. Lineage: Eukaryota; Metazoa; Arthropoda; Insecta; Hymenoptera; Cynipidae. The transcript is spliced from 2 exons. Gene Ontology annotation, biological process: SCF-dependent proteasomal ubiquitin-dependent protein catabolic process. The record is from RefSeq and is a predicted model, not a curated record. Gene Ontology annotation, cellular component: SCF ubiquitin ligase complex.